AUGGAAACCAAAAAGAAUUCCCAGCUCCUCGUGCCCCUGAUCCUUCUCAGCGUGCUCUUCUCACAAACACUGGCCUUGACUACUUUGGAAACAGAAGCACUGAGUUUUAGGAAUCUCAGACAUGCUGAUGGAGUUUCCACCAGUAACAUUAGUAGUCCCUUGGAUCAUCUUUCUCCCAAAUCAUACCCAGAGCCCCUUAUUGAAAAACGAGCAAGCAAUGACAUCUCAGAAGACCAGGGACCAAUCAAACGCCAUUCAAAUACAGAACUCACUUUUGCUUAUUCUCGCCUCAUUAAAGUGAAGACUGGGAGUAAAGGCUUGAAGAAGUUGCUUAGGGGCAAGAGGUAA
Myotis daubentonii (Daubenton's bat) is the source of this 348-nucleotide messenger RNA. Its product is annotated as VIP peptides-like. NCBI's taxonomy places the organism in Eukaryota, Metazoa, Chordata, Mammalia, Chiroptera, Vespertilionidae. The record is from RefSeq and is a predicted model, not a curated record.